Lichtheimia ornata is the source of this 291-nucleotide messenger RNA. RefSeq lists its product as uncharacterized. Bases 1 to 291 code for a protein of 96 amino acids. NCBI's taxonomy places the organism in Eukaryota, Fungi, Mucoromycota, Mucoromycetes, Mucorales, Lichtheimiaceae. The transcript has 3 exons. The record is from RefSeq and is a predicted model, not a curated record.
AUGAAUGAGAACAACUAUGAGCCUGGACUUUACUGCCUUCUCAAGAACAAGGGAUCGCCCGACGUUGCUCGUAUGGUGGUGAUUUGGUUUGUGAAUUCAUUCGGAUUUGCUUUCUUCCUUGGAGAGGAUCGCCUAACGAGCAAUGUGCUCGGCUUGGCCAACAGCACCUUGGGUGCCAGUUUCAGGAUCAAGCUUGCCAAUCCCAGAUUUCGCAAUGUCGCUACCAGCCAAACUGGAUCUGGGGGUCGACCUCUUCGACGACGACGACCAAAAAAAUAUUUUUCGGGCUAG